Messenger RNA from Medicago truncatula (barrel medic), 761 nucleotides. RefSeq lists its product as uncharacterized. Lineage: Eukaryota; Viridiplantae; Streptophyta; Magnoliopsida; Fabales; Fabaceae. The transcript has a single exon. The coding region runs from base 203 to 535 and encodes 110 amino acids. The record is from RefSeq and is a predicted model, not a curated record.
GAAGGGUGGGGGUGCGAUAAGAAGCUCUCCAAAAAAAAAAAAAAAUCAAGAACCAUAGUACAAAUAGCCCAUACAAAACUCUCUCGAAAAUUCCAGAUUCGAGAAAGAGAAACUUGGAUAGCAACUCAGCGACAUUAACAGCGUAACAUAGAAACUCAGCAAUAUUAUUAUUAACAGCGAGAGAGAGAGAGAGAGUUGAAAAAUGUUCUUCUUCUUUGCAGGAGGGAUAGAAAACCAGGUUCGCCAGGUGGUGAAAUCAGGUGUGGGAAGGUGCAUCAACUGCAAUUCACGCGCUGAUCUUGUUGAAUACGACAAAGUUCUGAAACUUUUCUUCGUUCCCGUUUGGCGGUGGCCAGGGAAAGACACUCUUUUGUAUUGUCAAGACUGCAAGUUCAUGUUUCCACAAUCGCAUUCCCUCCCUCCACCGCCGUCUAGCGGUGGAACGACGUUGCCGGACGCAUUGCGAUGCCGGUUCUGUGAUCGGAAUGUGGCUGCUGAUUUCACGUUCUGUCCUUACUGUGGCGAACAACUGUAAACGCAAGCUUGGUUAGUGUUUGUUGAUUGGGUUUAGAAAAUCAAAUAUAUGAAUUCUAAGAGAAGCUUAUGUGAUUAGUAUAAUAAGAUUAUAGGAUGUGUUAAGGUUUUUAAUUUUACUUUUGAUAAUAAAGUAUAGGGUUUUAUGUUUUGUACUUAGUUUUGUUAUAUUACAAAAUUAAUAUUCAUGUUACUUUUUACAUGUUUAUUUUCCCCCUUGUUAUUAA